UUAAACGCUUUUUCUCACGAAAAAUAAGUACAUUUUCAUGAUGAAGUGGCGAUUUGAUAAGUUAUAAAAUUAUGAGUACAAAUUGCUCAAUUAUUGGUAAAGUAGUAAUGGGAUGUAAAUGGUUAUGGUCGAAUAUUCAGCUAGGUCGCAUUCUGAAAGCAUGAACUAUGUGCACUAUAUCUGGAUCCUUCUAUCCAUUCUUGUGUCUGUCACAUGUUCGUUUUGUUUCCUUCAACCAGAGUGGAUAAUACAUCCAAAUGUUCGGAACGCGUUUGGAAUAUAUGCUUUCUGUGUCGGUAACGCAGGAUCUGCCCAAUUCUCACGAACGUGUGGAUUUUAUGGUGGACGCUUUGGAUUCGGAAACAUUCCAUGUACAAUUUGGCAAGCAGCGUGUUUGCUGUACGGAGGUGGAUCAUUGUUCACAUGUUUUGGAGCAUUAUGUUCCCUCACAACAAUGUGUGUACGGAAAGGCUGGAAUAAAACAUUGGUACUUUCCACAAGAUAUCUACAAAUAUCUUCAGUGUUCUUGAUGACCUCUGGCCUUCUUGUUUUUCCACUUGGAUUUGACUCCAACUACUUCCGGUUGUACUGCGGCGCAGGCGCUGAUGUUUUCAACUCGGGAAUAUGUCACGUUGGAUGGACAUACGUUCUAGCUAUAGUGGGAGCGGCAAUUUCUAUCUUUUGCCCGAUUCUGUCGUAUUUUAGUGCUGAAGAAACAUCUCAAAACGAAGAGUUUGACUUUAAGAUAUAGUGACUUGAAAUAAAAUAUGCAUUGUAAGUUGUGGCUACUCAAACCUUUGUAAUUGCCACACUUCAGUAAAACAAUUCUGAUAUCAAUCGUAUAAGAUAAACAAUGGUUCGUUUUUUUCCGAAAUACGUGUUAGCAAUAAGGAUAUUUGUGAACAAGAAGUAAUGGAUGGAUCCAAUAUGUUAACUAACUAUCCGAUUUAAGCGGUUUUACGCUAUGUUGCUUAGAAUAAAAACGCUUCAAUAUGAUUCCAUUGCUGAUUUUUGGGUAGACUUAAAUCAGUCUUAUAUUAAUUUGUCAUGUACAUUAUUUUCCAUUUACCUUAAGUAUCAUUACCUAAUGUUUCUGGAUUCAUGCAUUGCAAUUUUGCAUUUAUUACGACUGAAUGAAUUAAAUACAAAUGAUUUAUUAAUGACGUGCAUUGCCUGACUUGGGACUUUUAUUCGAAUCCAGAUGGAACUAACGUAUUGCAUACGUGAUUGCUUAACUUAUUGCUUACAUGUUGACAGAUAUGCACUUGUUUUGUACACAAAAUAGAUUUAAAUGCAAAUAUCAAAAUGCUAUAGAAAUAAAGUGUUUCUCAAGAUUGUCAAUUCUAUUCCAGAUAUUUAUAUAACUUGUUUUUGUUUUGAAAUUUUAUGCUCUAUUGAAUCAUUCGUUUUAUUUGCUGAAGGUUAUGAUCUGAAAUAAAAGUGAUGCAAUCGA
This is a messenger RNA of Ruditapes philippinarum (Manila clam), 1453 nucleotides long. Its product is annotated as LHFPL tetraspan subfamily member 7 protein-like. Lineage: Eukaryota; Metazoa; Mollusca; Bivalvia; Venerida; Veneridae. The record is from RefSeq and is a predicted model, not a curated record. The coding region runs from base 119 to 751 and encodes 210 amino acids. Gene Ontology annotation, cellular component: membrane. The transcript has 2 exons.